Monosiga brevicollis MX1 is the source of this 1890-nucleotide messenger RNA. RefSeq lists its product as uncharacterized. The coding region runs from base 1 to 1890 and encodes 629 amino acids. The transcript has 11 exons. NCBI's taxonomy places the organism in Eukaryota, Choanoflagellata, Craspedida, Salpingoecidae. The record is from RefSeq and is a predicted model, not a curated record.
AUGGCGUUUUUACCUUUUCACAACGAAAUUUCCACGAGCGACAAAAUUUUUAAUUUUUUCUCUCUCUCUCUCUCUCUCUUCGUGUCGUCGUUUGAGGAGCCUGCAGUGCAGAGCUGCUUUAUUGCCGACGCGGAGAGCCUGACCCUCACCGAUCUCUCCGAGGACAUGCUGGUUGGCAUUCUGGCCUGUAUUUUUGCUCGGGACUUUGUCUCGCUCGACGACGCCCUCGUCUUCAUUGCUAACGACGUUCUUCAUUUGCCCUUGGAUCACAUCAGCUCGGCUCGGUUGCGUGCCAAGUCAGUCGGGGACCUCAACAACCUGGCCGAGUUGCUGCUUGAGCUCCAGCCGCUGACGGCAUCCAUGCGGUCCUUUGACCAAGGGCAAGACCUGAUUGAAGAGUCGGCUCGAAUCAAUGGCUCUGGCCCAGGGCCAAAUCACUAUCCGGCUAGCCCCACGGUCCCUGCAGCUGCGGCCAAGGCCCCGGCGGUUGUGCCUAAUCUUCCGCCUGCAACAGACACAGAGUCGAGGCUGUCACCUGAUAGUGUAGCCAUACGCAAUCGUCUGCUUCAAGAGCGCGCCGAGGUGGCCUCGCGUGCCCGCGAGCUGCUCGAUCAGGCUCGGCGGCAGUUGGCAGCAAGUCAAGCAACAAACUCUGCGGAUGAACCCAUCAAUGCCGCUGAAUUAAGCGCAGCUAAAGUUGGGGACGGCGACCGAGAGCAUGGUGGUCUGCGUCGUCAGCAACUUCUGAAAGAGGUGCUCAAUGGCGUGCAGUCUAGCUCCGAGACCCCGAUGCCGCACCCACCCCACGCCAGCCACUCGAAGCCAUCUGCAGGCUCCUCGACACGCCGGCCGCGUCGUGGCAACAAAACACACCAGAGCAAGCCGUCACCACGCUCUGCCGCUCGAGCACUGAGUCGAACACACGCGCAGUCGCAGGGCAGUCGCCAGCGCACAGCAGUGCCGGAUCUGGUUGAGCGAUUCCGAGGUGUUGCUCUUAGCCCACAUCAACAGCGCGCUCUUGAGGCGCGCGAGGCUAAACGCUUGCAAACCAUGGCAAGCAAUCGCUUGCACCAGGCUCGCCACACCACGCGACGAACACGACGAGAGGAGCAAGCCGUGGCGCAGGACGUUAAUAAUCUCCAAAGUCUGGUCGAGCGUAAUUCCAAAGCAGCCGAACGUGUGCUUCUAUCAACGCUCAGCACCAAACAGGCCAUGGCAGUGCGCGCCAAGCUCAAUGCUUUGCGCCAGGCCGAGGCACGCACGCGCCGCUUGUAUCACGAGCUUGUCUCAAUGCAAGCACUCAAGGGCCGGGCCGCCCAGUCCGCGGCCCAACAGUUGCUUUUGCAUGCCGUCGAUGGCCACAUUCAAGAGUCCUUUGCAUUGUUGCGUGAGGAAGCACCAAAGUGGCAAGGGGAUGACGCCCCGACAGACCAGCUGUUAGCACUACGAAGCUUGUACCAGGAGCGACUGGCGUCAAUUGAUGCCUGCUUGGUCUCGGCCAAAGUGCUACCCCACGAAGAGAUGGUGUUUGGCACUGAUGACGAAAUUGCCGUCCAGGCGCCACAACAACUGCCAAGCAGUCAUAUUUAUCAUUCCCAAGACCAAGUGCAUUUUCGUGGCGACUUGUCACGCGAAAUGAGUCAGAAAUCAACUACAUGCGUGGUCACUGCCAAGCCUAAAAAGAGAGAGAAAAACAAAAAAACAAAUCAAGAUCUGGAGGAGUGGAAAAAAAAAGAGCCACUGUCGGCAGUUUGGGAAGAGAAAGAAGAAAAGGUUAACAUGGGCCUUGAACAUCCAUGCAAUGUCUCAAAGGGAAAAGUGAGAGGACGCGCCCCGGCUAACAAGCCACGACCUGAGGCAAAGCCUUUGAAAAGGGAAAGUCACGCAUAG